Messenger RNA from Pimephales promelas (fathead minnow), 2179 nucleotides. Lineage: Eukaryota; Metazoa; Chordata; Actinopteri; Cypriniformes; Leuciscidae. The record is from RefSeq and is a predicted model, not a curated record.
UUUGUUGUCAGUUAGAGAUUUUAAAGGAGACGCUGCGCGCGGUCGUGUUGCUGAGGAACCGACUGUGGAGAAUUAUCGAUGUUGGAUCGAUUAUCAUGAAUGAUAGUGUUUAUUAAUUUCAGUAAUCAUGUCUGUGAGUAAAGAGGAGAGUUUAUCCCCGGAUGAGAUGCGACAGAAACUUUACCAGACCUUCAAGAGCCGCGGGCUGCUGGACACCCUGAAGACACAACUGCGUAAUCAGCUGAUCCAGGACCUGCAGCGGCCGACAGGAGACCCGGCUCCUCACACACACUCGGUGUUGGUCACUGCGUGCAACAGUGUGGUGGCGGAUCAUCUGCGGAGCGCUGGAUACGAGUACACACUCUCCGUCUUCCUCCCCGAGUGCGGGAUGAGCAGAGACACGGUGUUCUCCAGCCGAGACGUUCUGCAGCUCCUGAAGAUCAGUCCUCACACACCGUUACACAGAGCUCUGGUUUCAGAUAUCCAGUCGGGACAGACGGGUUUCCUGAUGAGCCUCUUCACGGAGCUGACGGACAGAAACUGCUGUGACACGUCGACACAAACCUCCUCUAUAUCUGCGCAUAAGGAGUCUCUGGUUGAGAAGAUGCAGCUGAUCGACGAGGAGUAUGAAGUGCUCCGGCACAGAGGAGAGCGCUGGCCGUCCAUCGAGGCGAAGCUUGCGGAGUUCAGGAAGGAGAUCCAGGAGCAGGCGCAGCUCGAGCUCAACGCAAAGAUGCAGCACUUCAUGGAGGUGGAGAUAGCGAAGGUGAAGCGCGAGGAGAAAGAGGCUUCUCGAAGAGAGAUCCUGGAGCUGAGACGAGACCUGGAGAGAACGUAUGAGCUGAAGACCGAGGCUCUGAUGAGUCGAGAGAAGAACGCCAUCGAGCGAUUACAGCGACAACAGGAGACCGAGGAAAAGGAUCUGUAUGCUCAGAGACAAGCCGUGCUGAGAGAGAUGGAGUGUGUGCGCAGCGGAGAGAUGCAGCUGAAGCUCAGGAUCCAGGCCUUCGACAAGAGCUGUGCGCUGCAGGAGGAGAAGCAGAAGAGCGUGGAGGAUCUCCUGAGGAGGAGAGAGCUGUGUGUGAAGAGCCAGGAGGACUCCUUCCAGCAGAGACUGCACAGCGAGAUCCUCAAAUGUCAGCUGGAGCUGAAGGAGGAUUACACCAGGAGAACGGACACACUCGCAGAGCAAGAGGACAGGGUUCGAGCAGAAACGCUCCGUCUGCAGGAGAAGUCCGCUAAUAUCCAUGCUAAAGCAGAAGAGCACGAGAGACGCGCAUCAGAGGUCAAACGUCUGCAGAUGGAGCUGGAGUCGGCCCGAGCGCAGGCGUCUGUCCUGACCCGAGAGAACGAGCUGAUCCGAGAGAAGCUGGAGGACAUGAGGGAUUACUCAGCGCUGAAGGAGGAGACACACGACCUGCAGACUCACAUCACACUCAUGAAGAUCCAGCUGGAGGAGGAACGGCAGGAGAACCUGCGCCUCACACAAGAGCGCCGGGGCCCGUCUGAGCAGGAGCUGGUCCUGCAGGCCGAGCUGCGGAGACUGGAGAACACACGAGCGCUGGACCAGCAGGAGUUCGAGACACAGAGAGGCGUCCUGCACACACAACUCCAGCACGAGGCUCAGCAGUGUGUGCUGUUGAAGGCUCAGCUGCAGGAGUGUGAGGAACGCACCGCAUGGAUGAACGCUCACACACACCAGCUCCAACUCCAGCUCCAGCACACACAGCAAGCUCUGGAGAACGAGGUCCUUCGAAAGCCUUCGCUGUUAGAGCGAGCCGUUGUCAGUGUGACCCCUGACGUGUACGCAGACUCCGGCUGGAGGCCCAGGGCCGCGUGUGCCGCUGAUGUGGCUGAAGCGGGGUCCCCCAGGGGCCGAUCGACUCGCGGCGAGGCCCCCGAACACGAGCACGACUCGGGCCUGGUGAGCGACGCUCUGGCUCGGAUCCGGCAGCUGGAGCUGGAGGCGGAGCGACUCGAGGAGGCGUACAGGAGCCAUCAGAACCGAGGCCCCAGAACCUGCGCAGUGGAGAGACUGAGCCGAAGCCCUUCCCCGAGAGAGAGAGCCCCGCCGACACGCCGCAGAGCCGAGGGCCGGGGCGAGCAAGGUAACGCUAUAACUACAGCAACCGCUAAAAUGUGCUUUUGUCGAACUCUGUGUUAAUGCCAACCGCACACA